CGACUAAUAACAGCUGCCGCCUCUUUGUCAGUCACCUCGGUCUCGCCACAAUUCACAAUUCAUAACAUCUUCCAUCUUCUCAUUGUCAUCAUCUUCUCUCCCCUUCAGCGAUACACAUCCACUCCCCUCUCCCUUCGGACUGCUUCUUGCCAUCCGAUCUCCAACUCCGCAGCGGCACUCCGUCUCCUCCCCUCCUGUCUUGGCACCAGAUCGCCACCCUUCAACUCGAGCACGGUCCCAUAUCUAGGCCGCUCGCACCUUGCUCGCUUCCCCGGCUUUCUCCAUCGCUCAACUUGUCAUCCCGAUCCCGCUUCCGCAUCCCCCACUAGACCGCCUUUACUACAUUCGACACUGCUUCCUUCCCCCCACUCUUCUCCACUUCACCCAUCCCCCACUUAUCAAGCCUCCCUGUCCUCUUACGUCCCCCCCCGCCAUGCCCCUCGCGCUCAAGCUCGGCGGGCACAAGCGCACCAAGUCGUCCGCGCCCGACACGCCGACCUCGAACGGAAGCUCCACCCCCAAUGGUGUCCAUGUGCCAUCUGACAUGAACGGCGACGCGCCUCGCUCGCCGCGCAUAGUCGUCACCGAGCAGCCGCCUUCGAUCCUGAAGGCGCACACGCCAUCCGUCUCCUCGGACUCGUCCGCCUCCAUGUUCACCAAGAAGCGAAUGAGCCUUAGCGAUAUGCGCGGCCUCAGCAUAGGACGUACGGAGACCACCGAUAGCCGGUGGAGCGCCGAUGAGCGCGAGUCGUCCUCUCCCAGUAGCAGCGGAUCAGGCAUGUGCCCGCUCCCCGAGAGCAGCCAGAAGGCGCCUUUCCCCUUCUUCAGCAUGACGCUCUCCGGUACGGCGACGCUCUCAUUCAUCGCGUUGCCUGUCCACCUCCGCCCCGCCGUUAUCGCCGGCGUGCGGAAGGCCUGGAAGCACGGUAUCCGCAGCAUGGACAGUGUCGAGUACGCCCCAGAGCUCAUGGAGUUCCACAAGAGGAAGGGGUGCGACGGCGGUGUCUGGGAGCUCACCUUGAAGGGCGACGCAUGGAAUCCCCGCUCAGAGGACAAGGUGUCUUCCAAGCGCAUCAUUCUCUACCUCCUCAUCGAGUUUGCAAAGCAUGGCUAUCAGCUCUCGACGAGCUACCGCAUGAGCGCCAAGGAUUCGGGCAAAGACACACUCGUCUUCAGCUCAUGUGACCCGGACCCGGACCCCGUCUUCUUCGCGGUGGCGUUCUACUCGCACGACCGCAUCUGGAUCAUCGACGCCGAGGCCGACGUCGGCCAGGCUCUGGAGGAGGGCAUCAAGGCGACGUGGGUGGACGGCGUCAAGGCUGCGCGCGUGCGCCAGCGCCAUUGCCGCGAAAUCAAGCUGGCCGGUACGCCCUGGGUCGCGCACAGCAAGAGCGCGCUGAUCAGCGCCCGCGUCAUCCACCUCACCAUCAUGAAGUACGUGACGCACAAGAGCAUGGGGUACGAGCUGGCGGGCAACGUCAACAUGGCCGACCUCGAGACGGGCGAGCUGCCCGUGUCGUUCUACCGCAAGACGGGCGCGGGCGAGUGGGGCACGUUUGACGCGCUCCCGGCGCCAACUCCGGUCAGUGAGGCGGCGCGGCGGAGCAUGACGGUCGGUGUUUAGGGUGCGGAUAGGUGUAUGUACAUUACCACGAUAGACGGUGCAUGACAGCGGGGUGUACGGCGA
Molecule: messenger RNA, 1687 nt
Organism: Cutaneotrichosporon oleaginosum
Lineage: Eukaryota; Fungi; Basidiomycota; Tremellomycetes; Trichosporonales; Trichosporonaceae
Source: RefSeq, a predicted model, not a curated record